UAGUGAGAGCAGCAAUAUUUGAGGGAAUUGCUUGGACGAAGACUAUAUAGGUUGCUGGAAAACUCAUUAUGGGAGAAGAUCGUAGUUUACAGUGAAGGACACGUACGUAUGCUGCUUUAAUUAAUAUCAUCAAUGGGAGACGUAUUUAAUUGUUACAACUACAACAUGUACAAAUGCCUGUCCUGAAUAGUAAUAGAGGUUGUAGAAAUCAAAUCUGAUCAGCAUCGGAGUAUUCUAUGUAUACAUUUCAAUAAUUGUUUCCUUCUAAAUAUCUUUUUAAAUACACCUGAGAAUUUUUCACAAGCAAAAAUAUAAAACAAGUACUACAGUCUACAGUUCAUACUAUCUUCUUAAAACUCUCAAAAUUUUUGGUCACGUCGGGAUCUCAGUUAAUUUCAAAGCAAGGAUUAACUGGGGUUAUGAGCUGUCCACUACACAGUCUACACCAUGACAAUCAAGUCAGCUUUGAUAUAUGGACUUCAGUCCUCAGUCAUUUACUAACAACCUAAAGUCAGUGCAACAGUUCCCCAAAAAGAGCAAGAAAAAAGAAAAAAAAGCACAUUUUCCUACUCACAGAAUUGUUGUAAUUGGUGAGCGAGCCACGGCUCCAGGGGACUGUCUCUUCCACAGGAAACAGCCCUCAACCUGGUCAUACAUUAUUUAAGUCUUAAGAUACUUUCUCUGUGCUUAAAUCCCUCCCUCCCUCCCUCCAUUCUAUCUCAAUCAAACACCCGAUCCUUCUAUAGUUCUUUCUGUUCUUCUUUCUCUGAAUCCCCUUCUUAACUGUAAUUUACCUCACAAUCGCCAAUAUCUUCAUAGGCUGUGACUAACUGAUGGCCCCAAGAACCUGUCUACGCGGCCUGAAAGUAGCAGUCACUGUGGCUUUCGUCUUUUUUCUCACGUUUAUACCUCCGAAAUCAGGAUACGGCGAGAGUUUAGCGCGGAAGGAACUGGUGCUGGGAUCAAAGCCACCUGCUUGUGUGAACAAGUGCUUGAAUUGCAGGCCUUGCAUUGCUACUCUAGUCAUUCCUUCUCACCAAAGCAAAGGGAGUUUCGCUGCAUGGUCUCUUAAUGAAGAUGACAGCUACUAUCUCCUCACAUGGAAAUGCAGAUGUGGGAAUAAGUUCUAUCAACCAUGAAUAUCUCAAUCACUCACCAUUCUGUUUGUAGAAAACUGUUACAAAUUAAAGACCAGAAAAAUGCUCAUUUCAAGGCGCCUCUCGUCUCUCUUAUCACUUGUAGUUUGCUGUAUGAUAUCAUUAGAUUUAAGUGAUUUCGAUCUCAUGCGGCCCUGCACUCCUUUACUUCAUCUUGUCUAAGAAAAUAUUAUUUUGAGAUAGAUUCUUUUGGGUUGCUUUUUAGUCGCAUUGAAUGCUUGAUGCGCUUGCUGAUCAUAAUGAUCAGACUUUUUA
Molecule: messenger RNA, 1412 nt
Organism: Carya illinoinensis
Lineage: Eukaryota; Viridiplantae; Streptophyta; Magnoliopsida; Fagales; Juglandaceae
Product: EPIDERMAL PATTERNING FACTOR-like protein 8
Exons: 2
Coding region: 834-1139 (101 amino acids)
Biological process (GO): stomatal complex development; guard cell differentiation
Source: RefSeq, a predicted model, not a curated record